GAGAGGGAGGGAGAGACGGAGGGAGGCGCUGCCGCCGCGGCCCGGCGCGGCGAGCGGAGCAGAGCGUUGCGGAGCGGUUUCUUCUAAGUUUGCUGCACAGAAGUUACCUCUCCCUAUGGUGUUGCUUUAGCAUGCUGUUGAUCACGGCAGCUGUGAAGUCCCUCGCUAGCAGUGGAGAAUGAGUAAAGAAAGUGGCAGAAAGCUGGUGUAAAUGACUGCUGCUGCCUCUCAGAGCAAGAUAACCUGCUCAGUCAGCUGGAGCCCCCUGCGGACAGCUGUCUCGCUUUUAGCUGAUGGAAAACUGCUACUAACCGCUGAAUGGAAGAGCGUGGAGCAGCAACCAUACUAGGAGCAGUAGCCGCCGCCGCCGCUGCAGCAGCAAGAGCGAGCAAGGACUCUAUUGUUCCCUGGCGUUAAACAGUUUUUCCAUUUCAACUGCCAUGCACAAUAGCGGGAGAGAGGUUUCCAGUCCCCUUCUUCCUGUGAAGAAAUUCUGAAGAGGGGAAUAUUGUUUGAAGAAGGUUUUGUGGUUGUGCUGAGGGUUUUGGAGGCAGCAGCAGGCUGCUGAAGGCAUGGGGUUGAGCAAGGGGAGCGCUGCUCUCUGCCGUGGUCCAGGGGUUUCCACCGUGCCAGCCCGGUGCGUGGGAGUUCUUGUGCUACUGCUGCUGGGAAUCUGGGACGCUCAUGCACAAAGUGAAUUUCAAACUUCAUCAGUGUAUUUGUGGAAGACCGGUCCAUGGGGGAGAUGCAUGGGAGAUGAAUGCGGUCCAGGUGGCAUCCAGACACGAGCGGUGUGGUGUGCCCAUGUGGAGGGCUGGACCACGCUGCCCACAAACUGCAAGCAGCCGGAGCGGCCGGACAACCAGCAAAGCUGUUUUCGGGUCUGCGACUGGCACAAGGAGCUGUACGACUGGCAGAUUGGCAGCUGGAACCAGUGCCGGCCUGUUCUCUCCCGCAGCCAUGAGAAGCCCCUAGAGUGCGUCAGAGGGGAGGAAGGGAUCCAGACGCGGGACAUCACCUGUAUCCAGAAGUCCAAUGGGGUGCCGGCUGAGGAUGUCAUCUGCGAAUACUUUGAGCCGAAGCCCCGCCAGGAGCAGGGAUGCCUCAUACCGUGCCGGCAGGACUGCAUUGUGGCCGAAUUUGCCCCCUGGUCAGAGUGCUCAAAGACCUGCGGGAAUGGGCUUCAACAUCGAACUCGGCAUGUUGUAGCUCCACCACAGUUUGGUGGGUCUGCCUGUCCUAACCUCACCGAAUUUCAGAUCUGCCAGUCUAGCCCAUGCACUGCUGAAGAAAGCCUGUAUAGCCUAAACGUGGGACCUUGGAGCGCGUGCUCAGUGCCCCAUUCGAGACAAAUAAGGCAAACGAGGAAAAAAGGGAAGAACAAAGACAAGGAAAAGGACAGAGAAAAGGCAGUUCGGGAUCCUGAGGCUCAUGAGUUAAUUAAGAAGAAGAGGAAUAGAAACAGACAGAAUAGACAGGAGAACAAAUAUUGGGACAUACAAAUUGGGUACCAAACCAGGCAAGUCACAUGUACUCACAGAAAUGGAAAAACUGCUGCUCUGAGCUUCUGCAAACAAGACAAGUUGCCCAUUACGUUCCAGUCCUGUGUGAUCACGAAGGAGUGCCAGGUGUCAGAGUGGUCAGAAUGGACACCCUGCUCCAAAACCUGCUUUGACAUGACAACCCCUAAAGGGAAUCGUACAAGAUCACGGACCAUUAAACAACUCCCUAUCGGCAGUGAAAGUGAAUGCCCACAACUGGAAGAAACAGAGCAGUGUGUUUCUCAAGGAGAUGGUGUGGCACCGUGCAUUACGUAUGGUUGGCGCACCACAGAGUGGACAGAAUGCCGUGUCGAUCCUCUCCUUAGCCAACAGGACAAAAGGCGAGGAAAUCAGACAGCGCUGUGUGGAGGUGGCAUUCAAACCCGGGAAAUGUACUGCGUGCAAGCUAAUGAAAAUCUCCUCUCCUAUUUAAAUACCCUCAAGGAAAAAGAAGAAAGUCAGUCACAGAGCAAGUCGAAGGCUAGUGCUGCACCUCUGCUAUCGAUCACUUUUGAAAUAACAGCCUCGAGGCCAGUGGACCGUAGGCUGUGUACGGGACCUCUUCCCAGCACUUCCCAGUUGUGCCAUAUCCCCUGUCCUACAGAGUGUGAGACCUCAGCGUGGUCAGCUUGGGGACCAUGCACCUAUGAAAGCUGUGAUGACCCUCAGGCCAAGAAGGGCUUUAAGCUAAGGAAACGGCGCAUCACCAAUGAGCCUACUGGGGGAACAGGAAACUGCCCUCACCUGCUGGAAGCCAUCCCAUGCGAAGAGCCCUCCUGCUAUAACUGGAGAAUCAUGGGGCUGGAGGAGUGCAUUCCUGACAAUGAGAAGCCAUGUGGCCCUGGUACACAGGUUCCUGUUGUCAUCUGCGUCAACAGUGAUGGAGAAGAGGUUGACAGACAGCUGUGUAGAGAUGCUAUCUACCCGGUCCCGGUCGUCUGCGAAGCUCCAUGCCCGAAGGAUUGUGUUCUCAGCGUGUGGUCUGCGUGGUCCUCCUGCUCCCACACCUGCUCCGGCAAAACCACAGAAGGGAAGCAGAUGCGUGCCCGUUCCAUUCUGGCAUAUGCAGGUGAAGGAGGAAUACAGUGCCCAAAUAGUAGUGCACUACAGGAAGCGCGCAGCUGUAACGAACACUCUUGCACUGUGUAUCAUUGGCAGACCGGCCCAUGGGGACAAUGCAUAGAGGAUACGUCUGUCUCUGCUUUCAACUCCUCUGCCAGCUGGAAUGGGGAGGCCACCUGUUCCGUGGGGAUGCAGACAAGAAAGGUCAUCUGUGUGAGAGUCAACGUGGGACAAGUGGGCCCAAAAAAAUGCCCUGAGAGCCUCAGACCAGAAACUGUGAGGCCUUGUCUGCUUCCCUGUAGGAAGGACUGUAUCGUGACUCCAUUCAGUGACUGGACAUUGUGUCCUUCUUCAUGUCAAGAAGGAGGUGCCACAGUAAAGAAGCAGUCCCGUCACCGAGUCAUCAUCCAGCUCCCUGCCAACGGUGGUCGAGAAUGCCCAGACUCUUUGUUUGAGGAAAAGGAAUGUGAAGCUUCUCCUGUGUGCUAUAGCUACAGGUGGAAGACCCACAAGUGGCGCAGGUGCCAGCUAGUACCAUGGUACGUGCGCCAAGACAGUCCAGGAGCACAUGAGACUUGUGGACCUGGGCUACAAGCAAGAGCAAUUACUUGUCGCAGACAAGAUGGAGGACAGGCUGACAUCAGUGAGUGCCUUAAAUAUGCUGGCCCAUUACCAUCCCUAACACAGAUGUGCCAGAUUCCCUGCCAAGAUGACUGUCAAUUUACAAACUGGUCAAAGUUUUCUUCCUGUAAUGGGGACUGUGGAGGAGUCAGGACAAGAAAACGCACUCUUGUUGGAAAAAGUAAGAAAAGAGAUAAAUGCAAAAAUUCUCAGUUGUAUCCUCUGAUUGAGAAUCAGUUUUGUCCGUGUGACAAGUACAGUGCCCAGCCUGUGGGAAAUUGGUCGGACUGUAUUUUACCAGAGGGCAAGAUGGAAGUAUUGCUGGGAAUGAAGGUGCAAGGAGACGUUAAGGAAUGUGGACAAGGGUAUCGGUACCAGGCCAUGGCAUGCUAUGACCAAAACAAUCGACUUGUGGAAACAUCACGAUGCAACAGUCAUGGUUAUAUUGAGGAAGCCUGUAUUAUUCCAUGUCCCUCAGACUGCAAGCUCAGUGAAUGGUCUAACUGGUCUCGCUGUAGUAAAUCCUGUGGGAGUGGGGUAAAGGUUCGGUCUAAAUGGCUCCGUGAAAAACCCUACAAUGGUGGAAGACCCUGUCCAAAGCUAGAUCACGUCAAUCAGGCUCAGGUGUAUGAGGUAGUUCCCUGCCACAGUGACUGCAGCCAGUACAUAUGGGUUACUGAGCCCUGGAGUGUCUGCAAGGUGACCAAUGUGGACUUAAAAGAGAACUGUGGCGAAGGUGUUCAAACAAGGAAAGUCAGGUGCAUGCUAAACACUGCGGAUGGUCCUUCUGACACUGUAGAGGACUAUCUCUGUGAUCCUGAAGAGAUGCCACUUGGUGCUAGAAAAUGCACGCUACCGUGUCCUGAGGACUGUGUUAUGUCUGAAUGGGGAUCAUGGUCUCGAUGUUCCUUGCCAUGCAAUGGAAGUAGUGUCCGUGAAAGGUCAGCUGAAUCCCUGAGACAACCAAAUGAUGGAAAGUCUUGUCCUACUUCCACCGAGACAGAAAUCUGCACUUUGAACAAAAACUGCUACCACUAUGACUACAAUGUGACAGACUGGAGCACAUGUCAGCUCAGCGAGAAGGCUGUGUGUGGUAAUGGUAUCAAAACACGGAUGCUCGACUGUGUUCGCAGUGAUGGCAAAUCAGUUGACCUAAAGUACUGUGAAGAGCUUGGAUUGGAGAAGACAUGGCAAAUGAAUACAUCCUGUGUGGUGGAAUGUCCUGUGAAUUGUCAGCUCUCUGACUGGUCCCCUUGGUCUGAAUGCUCUCAAACAUGUGGCCUUACAGGAAAAAUGAUCAGAAGAAGGACCAUAAAUCAGCCAUUUCAGGGUGAUGGGAGGCCUUGUCCUCCUCAGAUGGAGCAAUUCAAACCCUGUCCAGUAAAACCUUGUUAUCGAUGGCAGUACGGUCAAUGGUCUGCAUGCAGAGUAGAGGAUGCUCAGUGUGGAGAAGGAACACGAGUGAGGAACAUUUCCUGUGUCGUUUUUGAUGGAUCCAUUGAAGAUGUUGGCAAAGCAGUAGAUGAGGAAUUCUGUGGAGAAAUAGAGCCUAUUAUAGAUGGUAAUAAGAAGAUAAUACUUGAGGAAACCUGCACUGUCCCUUGCCCAGGGGACUGUUACUUGAGAGAGUGGUCGGAAUGGAGCCUUUGUCAGCUAACCUGUGUUAAUGGUGAGGAUCUUGGCUUUGGAGGGAUACAAGUCCGAUCUCGGGCAGUGAUCAUUCAGGAAUUAGAGAAUCAACACCUCUGUCCAGAACAGGCUUUGGAAACAAGACCAUGCAAUGAUGGCCAGUGCUAUGAAUACAAGUGGAUGGCAAGCCCAUGGAAGGGCUCUUCUCGAACCGUGUGGUGCCAAAGGUCAGAUGGUUUAAACGUCACAGGGGGCUGUUUAGUGAUGCGCCAACCAGAUGCUGACAGGUCAUGUAACCCACCGUGCAGUCAACCCCACGCUUACUGCAGUGAGACUAGAACGUGCAGUUGUGAAGAUGGAUACACUGAAGUUAUGUCUUCCGAUGGCACACUUGAACAGUGCACUCUCAUCCCAGUGGUGGUGAUCCCCACCAUGGAGGACAAAAAGGGAGAUGUGAAAACCAGUCGAGCUGUGAACCCUACCCAGCCCUCCAGUAACCAGUCAGGACGAGGAAGGACCUGGUUUCUGCAGCCUUUUGGGCCAGAUGGGAGGCUGAAGACCUGGGUUUAUGGUGUAGCUGCUGGUGCAUUUGUUUUACUCAUCUUUAUUGUUUCUAUGAUCUAUCUAGCCUGCAAAAAGCCAAAGAAGCCCCAGAGAAGGCAGAACAACCGACUGAAACCUUUAACCUUGGCUUAUGAUGGCGAUGCAGAUAUGUAAAAUAUAACUUCUCACGGUGACAAAUGGAGUCUCAAUUAAUGGAUUGAAAUCAAAAGGUAUCCAAAGCCACAGGGAUUUUCUAUGGAGUGGAUUAAGUGUUUUGACUUUUCCUUUUUUGUAACUGCACCAUAGAUAAAGAAGGAUGGAUUUCAUAAUGCCUAUGGAUAUUCAAGGUAUUAUUGCUUUACUUUAAACCAUUAGCACUGAGAAAUCUGGCAGAAUCAUGUUGACACUGCAGUUGGAGAUUUGUGGUCUUUCCUCAAUCUUACAAACUGUAAAGCACCACUGCUGUCUCCAGAAUACUGUAGCUGACAUAGUAUUAACAGUUGGAAGCCCUUGCAUCAUUAACCAAGUAUAAUCAGUACGCAUGAAGAGUUUGUACCAAGCUGUUUAUGACUCUUUAUAUUCAAGCAUAACAUAUAUACUCAGUUGAACCGUAUGUAUUACUCUACCAGAUUAUAUACUUGUUAAAGAGCAUUUUAGUGCUUACUACAAUAUUAACUUUUAACUGGGAUUAAUCCACUGAGCAAGUUCAACAGUUUGCCAGUUGAUGAUAACUUGUGUUAACCUGCGUUUCAGAGGGCAAUGACUCACUUGCAAAAUUCUGUCCUGUUAUGACUACAAGGUAUAGAGGCCUCAUAUACACAUCUAGAAAGGAGGCAUUCUCAGAUUCAGUAUUUUCUAGUGGUUGCUGUCUGGAAAAAGAAUACCCAUUGUAAAUGUUACAAUACAUUUCUACUUUCUCUAACUCAAACUGUUGCCUGCAUCUUUUUUGCUACAUGUAAGGCAAAUUUUUGCACUAUAUUAGUGCAGCAUGAUAUGCACUUAACUAGUAUUGCCAGAGAAACUGCCUCUUUUCAGAAAGGAUAAUGAUGUAUCUUGUGCAAGGAGUGUCAAGUAGACAGGUCUUGAAUCCUGAAGAGAGUAGCAUUUGGUUUGGACUGUGACUGGAUGGAAUUGGCUAAUGACGUGUACUGUACACACCAUUUCUUGUCACAGCGGCCAUUCAUAGUCUACAUUAUGGCAGUAAUACAAGUGUCUAGUUUCUUGCCCCAUCUACCUAUACUGGUAUAGAUUGUCCUGCUGGUUUCUAAUUGUACUUUGAAGGCUGUUUAUGACUAGAUUUUUUAUAUUUGUUAACUUUGUUAGAAAAAAAAAGAAAAGAAAAAGAAAAGUGGUUGCCGUGUAAUCCUGAGUGACAUACUUACUAUCUAAAAAGGUAUUCUGAUUGUUCAACAAAAAUAAAAUGGUUUUGCUUUUUUUUUUCUUUCCACUAGUGAGAGCGUUUUCACUGUUGCUGACAGUGCAAUACUCAGAACCCUUUUGUCUUUUCUAAUCAGGAUAAUUGGAUAGACUUUUAAUUAGUCAGUUAAACUCUUGAGUAUACUGGCAAGUAAACAAUAAGAUCAAUAGUUCUGCCAUUUUAAUACUCAUGACUUUUUUAAAACCUCUAGCAGUAUGAAAACUCACUGUUAACCUUUUCUGUGCUCAUGGCUUUUCAGUGUUACGCUUCCAACAUGAAGCUCAUUGACUUGCCACUGUACCGACCUGCCUGUUAUAUAUGUGAUUUGUGACCUGAGAAGGGUUAUUCUCAUCAAAUGGCUUCUAUGUGUAGCCUGAACGUACAAGAGACUGUGCCACUACUAAGCAAUACAAAACUUUAUCAGGCAACCUCUCAAAAAUAAUUGUUAUAUAAAAUUCAAUAUUAGGUUCUCAGGUCUUUUUUAUAACCUAAACCAUUUCUGCCUACUCAUCACGCUAUUUACUCAAGAAGCACCAGGUUUUGCACACUGAAUAAAACUGUAUUUUUGCAAACUUUGGCCCAGAUCCACUGAAACUGAUGACAUGACUCUUAUGGACAUUGAUCGGUAACAUCAGUCCUUAAAAAUACCUACCUUUGUUCCAUGUAGAAUAAUUCUUGGAACCAAUGUGUAUUUUGUGAAAGUUUAAGAGAGAUUAUGGUUAUGGUCCUACUACAACUUAGCUAACUUACUUAUAUUACCAUGCAUCAAGAAAAUUACCUUCCUCCCACUGCACAAGUAUUCCCCAAAUGGGAAUGAUAAGCAGAGUGGAACAACAGUAACAAUCUUUUGUACAGGUUUAAUUUCCCAUUUUCUACCUUGAUCUGGCUGCAGCUAAUGACGUGCCAUGGCCCCCUGCCACAGCAGUGGUUCAUUCAUAUAUGUGUUGCAUGACUGGGGAAUUCAGUCUUUCUUACAUUGCUUUGUGAAGUAUAGUUAAAAAAAACCCCAAAAAACAAAAAAAACAAAACCAAGAAGUCUUGGUGAUUUUAAUUACUUCAGUAUUCUUUAGUAGAAAACAAGAAAAAGCCAAGUUGAUUCCUGUUUUGUCAGACAUACAUACAAAAAAUGAUGUGGAAAAGUUACAAAAUUUCAAAGAAUGAUAACUAUCAUGUGGAGACAUAAAGCUUAAUCAUGAUUUGUGUAUUUUCAAAAGUCUGAUUCUGUGUUGUCAAAUAGUAUUGGACCAAUAGGGAAUUGAGGGAACAGGGUUUCUUUCAUUGGCAAGGAGUCAUCUUUAUUUAUUAUACUAGCUGGUCUUAGCAGGAGCUGUUGCGUAGGUCUUGCUUUGAAGAUUUUUACUUCCUAAAUCUAAGAAUUUAAUAACUUGAAGUUAAAGGUAUGACAUCUCCUUUUUCUCACUAUAUAAAAUGGACAAACAAAGAAAAAGAUGGGAGGGGUUUUUAAGUAUGUUUGGCCUUUGCAAUCCAUGCAAGUAUUUAAUAUGUGUUAUACUUUAUAUCUGAUCAGUGAAUUUUGCUGAUGCGCAACUGCAUCAUACUAGUGCUGCAUUUUAAUUCAAGAGUGCAUUUUUAUUAUCUUUUUUCACUAAGAAAGUGCACAAAAAUUUGAAGCCAGAAUGGUCCCUUGUUAUCAAGAAAAAAAUAUUAGACUAUAAGGAGGGCUGAAAUUUUAUAUAAAGCUAAACAUUGCAAAGGUGAUUAAGCCCUUUAGCAUUGAAACAGAAAUAAAAAAUGGAAUUAUCGGUAUGAUCAGGUGAAUUAUCAGUAUAGAAUUAAAAGCAAUUUGGUUUAAAAAUCAGAGUGCUUCUACAAAUCCAGUGCCUAAAGCAGCCACUACCGUAGAUUGUUAGUUUGUGAAAGUAAUGUUUCCACUGAUCAAAUAAACCAUUCAGAAAAUAGCAAAGUAGACAUUUUCCUGUGGAUGUGGUGGUUUGUAUUUUCCUUUUUAAAUCUGUAGUUUCUAGAUUACUGUGUCUGCUUUGAGUCCUGGAGCAGAUCCUCUUUGAAGCUUUGAUGCAACUGCACAAGCUUGUUUAUGUUUGGUAAUAAAGCAUCAAUUUUGAAACUCCCUUCCUCCUGCGAAAAUGUAAUAAAGUUUGUUUUCUAAUAUUACAAUCUGAAGAGACCAAUUUAAAAACAAACUAUGUAUAAUCACUGUAAAAUAUACUUUGAAUGAAAUGGAAAUCUGUCUCUUUACCUUUAUGUAAAUUGUGCUCACCCAAAGUUAAGAGUUUAUUUUGCCUAACUUAAUUUACUUGAAUAUUUAUUUUGUAGAACAAGGAGGCAGCUGUCUGAGGAAUGUUUACCUUUUUUUGUUAAUGUUAAUUUGUAAAUUGUGUAAUGCAUUUUUAUUUUUUAAAUUAUGUAUAUUUCUUUUUUAAUGCACAAAAUGUUUACGUACAACUACUGCAAAUUUGUGUAUAUUGUCA
This is a messenger RNA of Strigops habroptila (Kakapo), 9263 nucleotides long. RefSeq names its product thrombospondin type 1 domain containing 7A (gene THSD7A). Gene Ontology annotation, cellular component: plasma membrane. NCBI's taxonomy places the organism in Eukaryota, Metazoa, Chordata, Aves, Psittaciformes, Psittacidae. The coding region runs from base 573 to 5570 and encodes 1665 amino acids. The transcript has 31 exons. Gene Ontology annotation, biological process: actin cytoskeleton organization. The record is from RefSeq and is a predicted model, not a curated record.